This is a messenger RNA of Anopheles coustani, 5493 nucleotides long. RefSeq lists its product as uncharacterized. NCBI's taxonomy places the organism in Eukaryota, Metazoa, Arthropoda, Insecta, Diptera, Culicidae. The record is from RefSeq and is a predicted model, not a curated record. Gene Ontology annotation, molecular function: transcription regulator activity. The coding region runs from base 1 to 3699 and encodes 1232 amino acids. The transcript has 2 exons. Gene Ontology annotation, cellular component: nucleus.
AUGUGUAUCAUAGAACAUCCCCUCGACGGUGGUUAUGCUCAUUCGACAUUGAAAAUGGGUCAAGAUACGGAAGCUACAAUGGCCACGGCCAUCACCUCGCCCAACGGGGACACCCUUACCAGCAGCAGUACCGGCGGUGGCGCCUCUUCGCCCCUGUGCGGCAACAAGCGCAAAUAUGAGGAAAUUUCCAUGGACACACCCGCGGCACCGGCGGCCGCCACCUCCCCGGUCGACAGCGAAAUGAUCGUGGACGUGGUGGUGUACGUUAAGCAAGGCACAGACCUGGAAGGAACAGCUUCCCAGGGGCCAACGGUGGCCUCCGAAGGUAGUGACGAGGUGAACGAUGGAAUUAAGGCCUGCAAGAGCCCUCGCUACGAUGACGAAGCGAUGCCACAGGAGCAGGAGGAGGAGGAGCAGAGAGGUGGCAGUGCAAUGGAGGAGGCGGAAAGGCCGGCGGUCGUCAAUGUGAAAACUUCCGAAGGACACGAAAGUGUGCUCAGUAGUAGCUCAAAUGCCGCCCUAACGGCAACGUCGACGACGACGAGUUCGAGCAACGGAAGCAGUACGCCAUCAGUCUGCAGUCCGUUCAUAACCGCCGCCCCGACGAUCCUCAGCCCGACGGCACCGAUCCUCCUGACGACCCCGUUGCCAUCGGAGGAGAAUGCCAUCGCGAAGCUGGAAGCGGUCGCCGUGCCGGGGGAAACCAGCUGGAACUGCGAGCCCAUCGUGGACAGCAUUAGCAAGCUGCAGGCGGUAGCGGUACCGGGCGAGACGUGGGGCGGUGCAAGUGAUAGCACCCGAUCGACGCUGGCCACUACGUUGCUCGUGGCGGACGAUCUGGACGACGACGAUGACGACUUCGAGGACGAUUUCGACGACGAUGAGACGAUCCUUCCCGGCUACUCGUCGAUGCGGUACCCCUGCUCGCCGAACCGUGGCACAACGGUGGCCUCGCUCGGCGGAGUUCCCGGUGGUCCAGCCAGUGGAUACGUCACACCCGCGUACCCGAAACCGGGCUACUUCCCGGAACCGUACCAGAACUGUGCGCGUACUGGGGCGGCCAACAAUGGCGCGCAGCAGUACGCCAACCGGGGGUACGGAUGGGCGCAGCACGGCUACUACUCACCCCCGUACGAACCACCAUCCUCGCAACAGACGAUCCGGUGUGCGGAGAAUGGGAAGAGCUACUUCGAGCUCGGUUCCGCCAACUACAGCAGCGCUGGUGCGGCCGGCAUCGGUCCGGGCGGUUCUCCUAUGAACGGCCCGAUGGGAGUCGCACCGCCUCAGCAACAGCAACAGCAGCAGCAGCAGCAGCAACCGCAGGGUCCUUUCGGUGGACCCGGAGUGAUGGGCGGUCCGAGACAGCACCAUCUGAAGCGGUGCUGCGAUGGGCGCAACAUGUCCUGCAGCAACAAGCAGUGCUACAAGGAGCGCCGGCUGAAGAUGAUGAACCUUUCCAUGUUCAAGCUCGCCCGGUUCCGGCAGGCAUCCGAUCAGUCGCUCUACCGCUCGGUGCUGAUCUGCAACACGCUCAAGUCGAUCGAGCGCGAAAUAGACAACGAGAACAAAGAGUUCACCCACCACCACCAGCACCAACAGCAGCAGCAUCAACAGCAGCAACAACAACAGCAACAUCAUCAGCAUCACCAGCAUCAGCAACACUUGCAGCAACAGCACCACUACCAUCUACAGCAGCAACAUCAGCAGCAGCAACAGCAGCAGCAGCAGCAGCAUGCAGCGGGAAUGCACCAUCAGCAGUUACCACCACCACUACCGCCACCGUCCGGUGCGAACGUUCCGACGGCGGAAUACUUUGGUAACCGAGGCAUCGGAGGUGGAGCACCAUCCAACAACCGACCGUACGGUGCACAGGGCGGCGAUUCGUCCACCAUCACCAUGCAACUAUCCCCGUACGAUCAGCAGCAGCAACAGCAGCAGCAGCACCAGCAGCAACACGUGCUGCAUCCCCUGCAUCAUCACCAUCACCUGCAGCACCACCAUCAUCAUCCGCAUCCGCAGUCGCAGCAGCAGCAUCACCACCUGCACCACCACCAUCCGCUACAUCCGAUGGCACCGCAUCAUGCCAACAGCAACCCGCUGAAGGAUCCCCAGUCGGGACGGGCAACUCCGUUCCCUGCAGCAGCGGCAGCACCAGCAACAGCGACCGGUAGCAACUGUGAUAGUGGCUCGACCAGCAACAGCAAUAGUAGCAGCAGCAGCAGCAGUAGUAGUAUUAGUAGUAGUAGCACCGGCAACAGUACAACCCCAGCAAGCAGCACCUCCGCCUACCAGCAGCCACAGGUUCAUCCAUCGCUGCAUCAGCAGCACCACCACCAGCCGGAACCGAUGCAGCAGGAUCAGCAAAUGCAAUCGCUGCAUCAUCAUCACCACCACCACCAGCAACAGCAGACGCACCACGAACCGGACACGAGCGGGUUCACCGAUGACGAUUGCACCCGCCCAAUCAACUGGGGUUCGGUGUUAAGCCUUUCGUCGCAAUCCGCACUGGAUCCACUGACCGGGAACGAUCUGUUCGUGACAUCGCCGACGGGACCCGAGCCGGUCGUGUCGUCCGUCGUGGUCGUGGACAGCUGUGAUGAGGAUAGCUUAGUCGACGGUGAUGGUACUGGUGGUAGCAGUUCCUCCUCAAGCACAACCCCAAACUCCCAGAGCGGACCGCAGGUGGUGGGAGGGAGUGGAGUGGAAGGAGUCGAUGGACAGAGCGGAGGAGCAUCAACUAGGACCGUCGUCGUGUCCGGGAGUAAUCCUAAUGGAUCUGGAUCGGAUGGAGCGUCGGGUGGUGAUGCGACCGCAAUGGUUGUAGAUGGCAAUGGUGCGGACCUGGGGGUUGUCGAGAGUGUGACCAACACAACGGGCAGCAAUAGCAGUAGUGUUAGUGGUAGUAGUAGCGGAAGCAACGGAAAUAGUACAACAACGACAUCGUCCUCUACCGCCACGAACGAUGUCAACGGUGGGGAUGAUGUGGACAUGGACAGUGGAGUUUCGCAAGUGGCAGUAGCUAGUAUACGCCGCUCGCUGGAGGGUGAUCGAGGGAGCAGUGCUUCGGACGCUGAUGACGUGGUAGACCCAAGCGUCCCGGCUGCACCAUCGGCAACGGCAGCCACCGGGAGUGACGGUGACGAUCACUCGAUCUCGUCCAGCUCAACGACGACGCUAACCUCGCUUACCACGCUCACCAGCAGCAACAGUAGCAGCAGCGUAGGAAGUGGCCGAGGUGACAGCAGUACCCAUCUUACGACGCUCACGAGUAGCAGCGCGGUUUCGCCACUGCUUUCAUCCUGCGCUUCGGCCAUGCAACACUACAGCACGCUUCAGCAGCAGCACCACCUGCAUGCCUUCCAACAUCACCAGCUGCAUCAACACCACCAGCAUCCGGUGGCCGCAGCAGCAGGAAGCGGAAACCUUACUGGAACGACGGGAUCGAAUGGCAGCAGCGGGAUAAGCGCCACCAGCGGCAGCUCGAGCUGCUGGGAGUUUGCCUACCUCGACAUGGAUCUCGGGACGACGCACGAGCUGUACGAUAUGUUUCCGAGCUGCUACAAGAUCACCUCGUUCAACUCCGGCGACCACGUCGACAUGCUGGGCCUCAAGGGACCGAUGCUGGAAGGUCCCAGCAAGGUCGUGUGCGGCGACAACGAGAUGGACUCGUUCACGACGCACAUCAUGGUCGGCAGUUAGUAUUAAACCGCCGCACGACACGCGGAUCCCGCUGACUUGGAUUGAAUUGUCGUCGUCGUCGUCUUGAUUGUUGUUGAUGCUGAUCCAAUCUGCCGGAUCGAUCGAACGGAGAUGGCUGUGCGUUUGUUGUGUGCUUACUAGACGUUACUAAAAGAAAACAAACAGACGGGUGAGAAGGGGUAGUAGUUUACAAAGUACUUCCAAGUGCAGCAGCGGGUGUGGUGAUAUCGCACCAACCCGGAAUGGGUUUGUGGUUCCUUACGGCAAGUUAGUUUCUUAAGUGGGCCGCACCGGAGAACACCCGUGUCCCCCCUCCCCGGGUUUACGGUGUGUUUCUCCGUACGGCACCUUCCUUUAACGGUGCAGCUGGAUUUGAAUCAAGCUUGUUUUACCUUCUUUUUUUCUGUUGAUCAGGGAUUAAAGAUAGAUGUUUUUGUUUUAAACCUUAAACGGGGUAAUUUACAGCAAGUAUAAAACGGAAGGGAAUCAAUUUCAAUCGGAAAAUAGUAACACAAGGCAAAGCAGCAGUAUUCUGGAGCAAUCAUUGUGCCAUAGAGCAGCAGACACUCACUCAGCAAACCAUGAAAACUAUCCUUCGUUCCGGGUCCGAAUUUCUAUCUCCACUGCGGAUGCGCGGUUAUCACAAUCACAAGAUGAAAACAAAAAAGAACGAUACUGUAGGUCAAUUCCACGUGCGUAUUUCCAAAACACUUUAAUAACUCAAACGUCCCUCAAACUGAACGAAAUGGAAAUAAAUCAAAUCUAGUCCUCGAUGUUCGAGAGGUGUGGUACAAAGCGCGAAACGUUACAAGAAAACCGUUCAUAUUUUGUCAAAACACGGCGUCCGUCGCCAGUUUUGUAAUGUGCUUUGCCAGAGGUGAAGCGCAGGAGCAACGAAGAGCAUAAUCGGUCAAUUGGGCAGUGGAAUUGUAGUUUGUACGUUUUUUGUAGGCCAGAACGCAGGGAUUCCCUAUUUAGUUUUCUUGGUUUAUCGACUGACGCUAGGCACAACUGGAAAGCAAUGAGUUUACUUUUAACAUAUAACAUACGGCAACGUAAGACUAGCAGAACAAAUCGCAACCCUUAGAUGGGGGAGGUUUCGGAUCAAAUCGGAAGUACCCACGCUACUUGGAAACAAUCGAAGCGAUGUAUUAUAUGGAGGGUAGAAAAACGAACAGAGCGAGAUUAUAUUAUUAUAAAGGUGUAGACACAUGCAACUUUGGUAAGUUCAAAUUGAGCGUAGUUGAAAUUUGUGCAAAAUAAGUAAAAGCGAGAAGCAGAUCGAUUUGAUGUAAAAAGCAAUUGUUGUCAGUAGAACAAAAUCACACUCACAUACACGAAUAAUAAGGAGUCCUCUGGAAAGCGGAGCAACAGAAUCAAUUGAAGAACUUUAAGAGGGGUACAGUGUGUCUGUGUGAGUUGCUAACGAUAAUGGCAGAAAUUAGAGUGUUUUAACAAAACAGUUACAUUAACUUCUAUUGUGUACAGUUAAGCUAGACGUUAGGCUAAAUUUAGCGUACGGCAAAAAGAGCAAACAAGAGUAAUUUAUUGAUCCCUUCGUAUAUAUAAAUAUAUAUACAGAACAUAUAUUAAAAAAUAUAUAUACAAAUAUACCACGAUAAGCUGUACAUAUAGGGCAAAAUGAACAACUGUGGGGGUAAAACUUAGCGUUAAAAUAAUGGCGAGGCUGUUAUGAAAGGCAGUCUACCGUACGUCAUCGAACCGCGACACGCGGCACCGAUCGUAAUAGCGAAAAGAGCAAACGAAACAGUGGUGAGCGAGUAAUAAAAUGAA